CAGGUCUCUCGAUUUGAAAAAGGGUCUAACUGUGGCGUCGCAGGUUGGCUCAGCCGGUGGCCGUUACGCUUGUAAGAUUACUAUGCAUUCCUUCAAGGUGCACUUGACGUCGAACUGCUCAAGACGUUUAUUUCUUUCGGUUUAUUUACUCAAGUGAUAGACUCAACCGAGUUGAACUGUAGUUACUUACGAACUUCCUUUUCAAGUACGUUCCAUUAUCAACAUUGUACAAUUUACAGAAUAAAUAAAAUAUAUGAGAAUCGUUAUUAUCAAAUCUAAAAUGUUAUGAAAAUAUUGUUUCUAAAAAUAAUCAUUGACAAUUAGGUUUUUAAACUAAAAUAUUGUCUUGUUACAGCAUGAAUAUAAAACAAAUAAUAAAAUAAAAUGAAAAAAUACAGGGUAGAAGCUUUUAUAAUACCAGUUAAUAACAAAACUGAACUUGAAAUCAACCAAAUAGAUGAUGUUAAACUUGCUAAUAAAUUUAAAGAUCAAUCUUCUACUUUAUUAGAGGGAACAAUUCUACCAAGAAUUGUCGAAGAUGAUAAAAAAAGUGAUUGUGAUAAUAGUUUACAAAAUGAGACUGAAAACAAAGAAUCUGUUUCAGAAUUUUCCGAGGUAUUUUUUGAAAUCAAUGAACACAUUUACGAUGAAAUAAUAGUUUCUGGAAAGAAGACAAAUAUUGAAAUAAAAAGUGAAAAGACAACAACUGAAUAUGCAAAAGCUACUUUGAAAAUUGAAGAACCAAUCUAUGAUGAACCAUUUGUUGGUACUUUGGCAAGUCUAAAUAAGAGAAAUAAUGACAAUAAUUAUGAUGUACCACAAGCUAAUUGGAUUUUAGGUAGUUCAAAAUAUAGAUUUUUUGGUAUAGUAGCUCCAAAAUUGCCUAAAAAAUCAAGUAGUUUAAAAUCAAUUGUAGAGGGUAAUGAGAGUUUUGAUGAUAGCACACCAGAGUUUUGCUGUCACGGAAAUAAAGAUGGUUGUUUACCAAGCACUCAACGACCAGAGGAUGUAAGUGAAGAAAUAUUUAAAGAAAAUUGGAUGCAGAGGCUGGAUGCUCUUAGAAAAUUAGAAACAUUAUUGAAAGAUAAAGAAGUUGCUUUGCAGUCUAGAGAGAGGCUUUUGUUUAAGAAAGAAAAAGAAUUGAGAAUUCUGGAAAGACUUGUAAAGGACAAAAUGAAACAAGCAGAAUUAUAUGCUAAGCGAUGUAAGAAAACUUCAAGUUCUGAAAGCAUAGCUCAUGAAUCUAAAUUUUCAAAUAAUUCUAGAGAAAUUUUGUCAAAUCCCUCUUAUUUACCAACACAGAUCAAUUCAAAAAUAUCAUUAGAAAAUAAAGAUGAGCAUAUUUUCAAAAAUCCUCUAAGCAUGAAAAGCUCUUUAAUUUCAGAUAAAUUAGACAAGGAAAAUAGUGUACGGUCAAGAUACAAAACUCAACAGAAAAAAAAGUAUGACGAUCUGGAUUCAACAUUAUCUGCAGAUAUUGGAGACUCAUCAUUUGUGAUAACAUCAAAAAAAUUUGAUCCAGGAGCAUUAAAAAAACCAACAGCAUUCAUGAGAUCAGCCAGUGAAAGAAGACCAAAAUCAGAGCAAAAUGCCACUCAACCGAAGUUUAUUAAUUUGACAGAGAAAAGCGAACGAAAUUUUUUGAAUCAAAUAGAAGAGAAAACUUUCAAAAAAAUCAGUGAAAAUAUUCUGGCCUCUCAAGAUCAAACAACAAAAUUUUUAAAUUAUGGACCAAUUGACAAAAGCUCUGAAGUUGAAAUGAAAAAUCCUGAUUUGAAAGAAUUGAUAAAUCAAAAAUGUUAUUCAUAUCUUAAUUUGGAACCUACACAUAAAGCAGUGAAAAUUAAUUCUAUAUCAAAACAAAGACCAACAUCUUGGAGUGAAAAUACAGAUGAUUGGCUGAUGAAGAAAAGAAAAGCUUAUAAUUUAGCAACAAAAAAAAUGCUGAUAGAAAAUCUUCCAGAAAAAGAAAAUUUUAAUAGGCAGACAAAUACAACUAAAUCAAUGAAAGUUUUAAAAAAGAAAGAAAGUAGUCAUAAAAAGUUUUCCAUAUUUCGCUAGCUGUACAUAAAAACAAUGUUGAUGAAUUUAUUAAAAAAAUGUUAAACUUUUAUUAAAAAAACU
This is a messenger RNA of Phymastichus coffea, 2124 nucleotides long. Its product is annotated as reticulocyte-binding protein homolog 2a-like. Bases 385 to 2061 code for a protein of 558 amino acids. NCBI's taxonomy places the organism in Eukaryota, Metazoa, Arthropoda, Insecta, Hymenoptera, Eulophidae. The transcript is spliced from 2 exons. The record is from RefSeq and is a predicted model, not a curated record.